AUGAGCAUAAAUCUAGGCGAUAUAUUUACAACAUCAGGAAGAAGACAGUCACAAAAGGAGGACAGAUACACCAAGAGCACAAUGGGGAUACACACGGAUGUUCUGGCAAGCAUAAAGCUGAUGACAUCUUCUAGAAGCUCACGUAUAGAAAACAGGCACAUAGACACAUCUCCCCAUAGAAUACUGGAUGCACCGGGCAUGCUGGAUGAUUACUAUCUCAACCUGUUGGACUGGAGCACUACGAAUCUUGUGAUAAUUGGCCUGGGAGAGUCUGUGUAUGGAUACAAUGUUGACGAUAAAACUGUGGUGGAUAUCCAUUCCGGGGAGAGCUACAUAUCAUCUGUAAGGAGUAACGGGAGCAUUCUUUGUAUUGGAAGCUCGGAUGGAACGAUGCGCUUAAUAGACACAUCGGUAAAUAAGGAGAUGCAUACAAUGAGGAAUCACAGAGCAAGGGUUUCAUCUCUGAGCUGGAACGGGAAUAUAAUAAGCAGUGGGGACAAGGCCGGGAAGCUAUGCAACUACGACAUAAGGUCGGGAAGGAUCUCUAUGGUUGAGGGGCAUUCUCAAGAAAUAUGCGGGUUGGAGUGGAGUACAGACAUGAAGUAUCUAGCAAGUGGAGGAAAUGACAAUGUAAUAAGAGUGUGGCAGAUGGGAAACAACAAUCCUCAAACGCUUUCUGGACAUAAGUCAGCCGUUAAGGCCCUUGCUUGGUGCCCAUGGAGGUCAGGAAUACUGACUUCAGGGGGAGGAACAAAAGACAUGACUAUAAAGUUCUGGGAUGUUUCAGAAAAUAGACUGGAGAGGAGUGUAGACACACAAUCACAAGUGUGCACCCUUACAUAUCUCUCAAAGUAUAAGGAGAUUAUAUCCUCGCACGGAUACAGCGAGAAUGACAUCCGAAUAUGGAAAGCCUCGACAAUGAACCUGAUAUCUUCCUUUGGAAAGCAUGGAUCAAGGGUUCUUCACGUGGCCCUAAGCCCGGACGGGUCUGAAUUGGCCUCUGUGUCUGCAGAUGAGAAUUUGAAGUUCUGGAAGAUAUUCAGCACAGAGAAGUCGUCUGUAAGAAGGGAUAGCCUUUCAUUCAGAUAA
Messenger RNA from Encephalitozoon hellem ATCC 50504, 1089 nucleotides. Its product is annotated as WD40 domain-containing protein. The record is from RefSeq and is a predicted model, not a curated record. Gene Ontology annotation, cellular component: anaphase-promoting complex. Gene Ontology annotation, molecular function: ubiquitin ligase activator activity; protein binding; anaphase-promoting complex binding. Lineage: Eukaryota; Fungi; Microsporidia; Unikaryonidae. Gene Ontology annotation, biological process: positive regulation of ubiquitin protein ligase activity; anaphase-promoting complex-dependent catabolic process; positive regulation of anaphase-promoting complex-dependent catabolic process. The transcript has a single exon. The coding region runs from base 1 to 1089 and encodes 362 amino acids.